AUUUACUGAAUUAUCAAGAGACUAUUUUGUCUCAAUUCCACAUAUUUGUAAUACUAACAUAAUUCAGCCAGCAUGUAACUAUGAAUAUUGCAAUAUUAAAUAUGUAACAAUUAGUUGAUUCAUCAACAUCAUUGGCGACGAACUACAAAAGCGGUGAUUCACCUGAAAGCGUCUUAACACGUUAGUUAAAAAAGAUAUACUAAGACCCAAUAACAAACAGUGUGCGUAUAACAAUCCUGAAAUGGAUGUGAGAACUGUGACAUUACAAAUACUUUGUCAGUUUUGAUAAUACGUUUCAGUUUCAUUUUGUAGUUGUUGUUUUACUGGUGAGACACCUGACUCGUGACAAUGCCUCUGUUCCAUGAUAUCGACGAGUCGGGCUUGAAUCCAGGAGACCAUAUAUAUGUAUGGAGGACAUUGUAUUUAUACUCGCAUCACGGGAUUGUAGCAGAGAAAAAAAGGGGUGUUUGGCAAAUCAUACAUUUUACUGGAGAUGAAAGCAAAUCAAAGAGCACAGCCAGGAUUAGAAUAACGUCUCUUGAGGAAUUUAAAGAUAAUGAUGAUAUACGAUUAUAUAGGUAUGAUAGUUCCCUGGCGGUUUGCAGAUUAAAGAGAAGUGGAACCUGCUGUCCUGUGCCCAGUGAUCCUGUGGAGGAUGUUUUGCGUCGAGCUAGAGAGUGUUUAGAUGAGGGUCUGCCUGAAGAUGGCGAGUAUAAUUUAUUGGUGAAUAACUGUGAACAUUUCUGCUUGUAUGGUCAUCCCUGGUGGGCUUGCAAAUUAAAGAGACGUGGAACCUGUUGUCCUGAGUCCAGUGAUCCUGUGGAUGAUGUUUUGCGCCGAGCUAGAGAGUGUUUCGAUAAAGGCCUGCCUGAAGAUGGAUCUGUCAUCGUUCAAAUAGUGACAUUAUUAAUGAUUUUUGGACAAACGUUUGCAUGUACAAGCAGUUAUGACCGACGUGAGUGGAAACUGCAGGAAUACGCCAAGGCAAGAAGCAGAAGGCUUACAGGACGUGAUGGCGGUUCAGAUGAUUACAACUCACACAACCCUGCAACCGAAACAGUUGGUAAUAGGUCUUAUGAUGUAACAACAUUGCAGAGAAAAAAAGGGGUGUUUGGCAAAUCAUACAUUUUACUGGAGAUGAAAGCAAAUCAAGAGACAGCCAGGAUUAGAAUAACGUCUCUUGAGGAAUUUAAAGAAGACAGUGAUGGGGACAUACGACUAUAUAGGUAUGAUCAUCCCUGGUUGGCUUGUAAAUUAAAGAGACGUGGAACCUGUUGUACUGAGCCCAGUGAUCCUGUGGAGGAUGUUUUGCGUCGAGCUAGAAACUGUUUAGAUGAAGGCCUGCCUGAAGAUGGAGAGUAUGAUUUAUUGGAUGGGGUACGCACAUACCCUGCCAAGACAGAAGCCCUGCAUAUGUGGCCAGUUCGACAAAGUGCCAAGGAAAUAAAGACUUUCUUGGGUUUUGCUAGGUAUUAUUAUCGCUAUGUGAAGGACUUUGUGAAAACAGCAAAACCGUUGAAUGAACUGACAAGAAUAAAUGUAAUGACAGAAGACAACUUCCAGAGUUCAAAUGGACUGUGGAGUGUCAGGCUGCAUUUGAAACGUCAGUUGACAACAACACCACGUCUGACAACACCACCAGUGUUGGCUUAUGAGAAACCAUUUAAGUCACGCACACAAGAUAGGACUGGGUGCGGCUCUGUAUCAAGACCAUGA
This is a messenger RNA of Saccoglossus kowalevskii, 1716 nucleotides long. RefSeq lists its product as uncharacterized. The record is from RefSeq and is a predicted model, not a curated record. Lineage: Eukaryota; Metazoa; Hemichordata; Enteropneusta; Harrimaniidae.